GCCGGAGUCUAGGCCGCGGCGGGAAGAGGUAAAGAAGCCGCCGAGGGCCGGCGGUGGCGGCGGCGUUUAUUUACAGGCGGGAAAGGGCCCGUGGCUAGCUUGGGAGAAGCAGGAGCCGGGCCGCCAUGCCGCGAGAGAUCAUCACGUUGCAGCUGGGGCAGUGCGGCAACCAAAUUGGGUUUGAAUUCUGGAAACAGCUCUGUGCAGAACAUGGCAUCAGCCCAGAAGGUAUUGUGGAGGACUUUGCUACUGAGGGCACUGACCGCAAAGAUGUCUUUUUCUAUCAGGCAGAUGAUGAACACUAUAUUCCCCGAGCUGUCCUCCUGGACCUGGAGCCACGAGUGAUCCAUUCCAUUCUGAACUCUCCUUAUGCCAACCUCUACAACCCAGAAAACAUAUACCUGUCUGAGCAUGGUGGUGGGGCUGGGAACAACUGGGCCAGUGGCUUUUCACAGGGAGAAAAGAUCCAUGAAGAUAUUUUUGACAUUAUAGACAGAGAAGCUGAUGGCAGUGACAGUUUAGAGGGAUUUGUGCUGUGCCAUUCUAUUGCAGGUGGGACUGGCUCUGGUUUGGGCUCUUACCUCCUAGAGAGAUUAAAUGACAGAUACCCGAAGAAGCUGGUGCAGACAUACUCAGUCUUCCCCAACCAGGAUGAAAUGAGUGAUGUAGUGGUGCAGCCAUAUAAUUCUCUCUUAACACUCAAGCGACUGACACAGAAUGCUGAUUGUGUGGUGGUUUUAGACAACACAGCUCUGAAUCGCAUUGCCACUGACAGACUGCACAUCCAAAACCCCACCUUUUCCCAAAUCAACCAGCUGGUGUCCACUAUAAUGUCUGCCAGCACCACCACAUUGCGCUACCCGGGCUACAUGAAUAAUGACUUGAUUGGACUGAUUGCCUCCCUUAUUCCUACUCCCAGGUUGCACUUCCUCAUCACAGGUUACACACCUCUAACCACAGACCAAGCUGUGGCCAGUGUGCGCAAAACCACUGUCCUUGACGUGAUGCGACGGCUUCUGCAGCCCAAGAAUGUCAUGGUAUCUAUGGGGCGUGAUCGGCAGACAAACCAUUGUUACAUUGCUAUUCUUAACAUCAUCCAGGGCGAGGUGGACCCCACCCAGGUCCAUAAGAGUUUACAGCGGAUCAGGGAGAGGAAACUGGCCAACUUCAUUCCUUGGGGCCCAGCCAGCAUUCAAGUGGCGCUUUCCAGGAAGUCUCCGUACUUGCCGUCAGCACACAGAGUCAGUGGUCUGAUGAUGGCUAAUCACACCAACAUCUCCUCGCUCUUCGAACGUACCUGUCAUCAGUAUGACAAACUGCGCAAACGUGAAGCCUUCCUCGAGCAAUUUCGUAAGGAAGACAUCUUCAAGGAGAACUUUGAUGAACUUGAUGACUCCCGCAAGAUUGUCCAGGAGCUGAUAGACGAAUACCAUGCUGCUACUCGGUCUGACUACAUCUCCUGGGGCACGCAAGAGCAAUAAGUGGGCUUGCAUGCUGUUUAUCUUCCUCCUGAAGCAUCAAAGUCCUCCAAAUAUGCCAAUCCAUCCUUUUCUGUUACCCAUGUCUAAGGGUAUUGGGGGGGAGGGGUUCUUGCAGGCCCCUCAUUAGGGGAAGGGAUUCUGGCAGCGUUUUUGGCCCUGAUACUAGGCUCCUCCAUCACUUGCUGAAUUGCAAUCUAAUGCUUCUAUUACUGGCCCUGACCACCUCCUGUCCCCUUGAGGAACCUGCCUAUAUAUGGCAUCACCCCUUGGACCAGAACUUAGUAGGUCUGAUUAACAGCAAGCAGUACUAGGAUAACUUAUUUUUCUGUUUGUUCCUUUUUAAUGUUCUUAAGAAACUUGUUCCUCUCCUAAAGUAUUUGUGUGUUGCCCUUGUAUUUAUUUAAACACGUUCCUGUUGGAGUAAGUACCAGAAUGGAUAAUAGCCGUUUUAAAAUUACCCAAACCUAUAUUUCUAUAUAAUAUACUAACCAGCAUUUUUAUUGUUCUGUUUCUAUGAGACAGUAAGUGCUGCCAUUAUACUGACAGGUCUUAAUCCAUUUUCCAUCACUCACAGAAUUCGUUUUCUACUUCCUAUUUUGUUACUUCAAGCACUCUCCAAACAAUUUUCUACCAGGAACCCUCCUUUCCUCCUUUUAAGUGUGUAUUCCUAGGGGAAACUCUACAUAGUUCAACUAGUGCAGGAAAUAACAGUAGUAUUUAUAAUGUGGUUGCCAUGAGAACUAAGAAUUUAUACCAAAUGAUCAGAACUGGGUUGCAGUAUAGAACCAGGACAAGCAUUCUAUUUUAUCCUUGUGUUUUUUAACUGCCAGAAUUAUCCCUAUUAGCAACUAAACUCUGUAUCUGCUGCUCUAUUGCUAAUCCUUCUAAUCUCUUCCCCCAGUCUCUCCUCCACCCUCUGCUCUUCUCCCAGCAAGUGGUUUGUAGGUCUUUCUCUUCUACACACUUCCCACCCCUGUCUGUGUCAUCUAUUGUGCUCUGAGUAGGGAACUUGGGGUAGCGUUUAAUUUCUAAAAGGAGAUUCAGACUUGUGGGUGGCAAUAAUGCAUUUAUCCAUAUGUAUGUAUGUAUGCAUACAUAGGGAAAGGGUAGGUUGUACUGGCUCAAAUAAGGGAAAGACUCUGCAUGUGCUCAGAAGCAUCUCUAAUAUAGUCCUGCUUAUGAAACCUAGGCAGAAUGUAUGGAUACCUGGGGAAACCCACUGUUCCUCAGAGUAGUAGAAAUAUAUAAAGUUGAUUCUAGUCCUCAAUGUUUGUUCAGCAUCGGAAGCUGUGGGAAAUAAUAGGCUCCUGUCCACCCUUUCCUCUGGCUGUUGUGGAAAGGGGUUUAAAGCUGUACAUUCAGAGAUCCAGAGUCAAGUAAUCCUGUGUUCAAAUAAAUGCAGAUCUUAUAGUUUGGCUGUAACCUUCCAUUGAUGGUCUAGAGAAGGGAUGAAUUGAGCAAGCUUACCACUACUGCCAAUCACACUGUGCACAGAUUUCUU
Messenger RNA from Elgaria multicarinata webbii, 2982 nucleotides. RefSeq names its product tubulin gamma 1 (gene TUBG1). The record is from RefSeq and is a predicted model, not a curated record. Gene Ontology annotation, molecular function: GTP binding; structural constituent of cytoskeleton. Gene Ontology annotation, biological process: mitotic spindle organization; mitotic sister chromatid segregation; meiotic spindle organization. Bases 126 to 1481 code for a protein of 451 amino acids. Lineage: Eukaryota; Metazoa; Chordata; Lepidosauria; Squamata; Anguidae. The transcript has 11 exons. Gene Ontology annotation, cellular component: cytoplasm; spindle; microtubule.